GGGAACGGCGGGGAUGGCGGGGACAGGAGCGGAGAGGUCCCCGGCCCCUCCGCUCCUGGCCGCCCCGCAGCGCCCGGCGUGGGGACGCAGCAGGACCCCGUCCAGCUCGGGCGAAGGCCGCGGGAGGCUGGACCGGGACGGAUUGCGGAGAGCCGGGGCCACGGCGUGGCCGAGCCCCAGCUGGGCUGGAGCCGAGCCCGGCCCCACGGCCGUCCAGCCCGGCUCCGGGCUGGCGGGAGAGGACAGCGGAGGAGGGACGUGCCCCGGUCCCACAUAAAAAGCCCUCGGCGGGGCCGGGGAGCAGGCGGCACCCCGAGAAGGGAGCAGAGCGGCGCUGCCGGAGCCGUGGGAGCGGGGCCAUGGAGCAGUACUUCUCGGCCACCCGGAAGAUGGAGCGGGAGGUGAUGUUCCCCAGCCUGCUCCGAGGGGUCUUCCCGCAGCAGGAGGGGGCGGCCCCGGCCACGGGCGGCCGUGCGGACCUCUACGAGCGCUACCAGCUCCUCAAGGCCAUCAAGCCCGUGGUGGAGAAAGGGCUGGCCUCCGUCGCCGACCAGAGCCCGCCUGGCACCGAUGCCGAUACAGCCUUAGAUGAGGGUGCAGACAGCAAUCUGGAAGAACGCCUGUCCCAUCACGUCAACGGUUUGCAGCAAGUUCUGACAGACCUCACCAAAAACACUAAAGCCCUGACCCGGAGGUACAGCCAGAUCCUGGAGCAGAUCAGCCUCAGUGAAGAUCAGUCCAGCUCUUGAGCCUGCACCCCCAGGCUCUGAGGGUGAUCUGUCGUCCGCAGCCCAGCGGCACUUUUUCUCCUGUGCCAAGUCCCACCGAGGAAGAUGCUUCGUGAGCAGCGCAGAACUUGGCCGUCUGCCCGCCGGGCGCUGCCUGUACCAUCCGACUCGCCCUGCAGCUGAUCCUACUGGCAACCUUCUGCUUUGUUUCAGCCCUGUCCCAGGAGGAUUUAUGCAGGGCAGAAAUGAGUGUUUCACGUUAUUUCUUUGUAGAAGGCAUCUGUAACUUCGAAGCAAUGCUCUUUUCUGCUUGUGCCUAAACCCUGCCAACCGGUCUCUUUGAUAAUGUAAAUGAAACGCAAAGCCUUGUGCAAA
Molecule: messenger RNA, 1103 nt
Organism: Aquila chrysaetos chrysaetos
Lineage: Eukaryota; Metazoa; Chordata; Aves; Accipitriformes; Accipitridae
Exons: 2
Coding region: 360-749 (129 amino acids)
Biological process (GO): regulation of lipid biosynthetic process
Cellular component (GO): cytosol
Source: RefSeq, a predicted model, not a curated record